CCGUCUCCGCGCCCGUCCACAGAAUUUUCUAGCGUCAACAAGGGACUCAUGUGGCUUAAAGAUACAAAUAUAUAGGGGCGCGUAGGGUCAGCGCGUAGCACGACCUCGUACGCUCAACAUGCGCACCCAGCUGUUCCAAGCAGUACUCGCUGCCGUCUCUGUGGCGGGCCCCGCUGUUGCGGUCUUGACUUGCAAGGUCAAGGCACUGGGUGCUGGGCAAGAUGAUGGCCCCAACAUCUUGGCCGCUUUCGAGCGGUGCGGGAAGAACGGUCGCAUCACUCUUGACGAAUACUACGUCGUCGAUACGCUGCUGUUGACAACUGGCCUCAAGAAUGUGGAGAUUGACCUCAGUGGUACAGUUCAAUACACACCGGACAUUGCAAAGUGGUCACCGCAAAGUCUAUUCCUCACCUACCAAAACGCGACAACCUUCUGGUUCCUUUCGGGCGACAACAUCCAUCUAUACGGUGGCGGAACGUUGGACGGCAACGGGCAAGUCUGGUGGGAACACCAGGCCGCAUUCCCGAACGCCGGCACUGCGGGCGGAUCUUCUCGCACCUUUGCGCGACCCGUGCCACUCACCGUUGGGAAUGCAUCGAACGUCGUCAUCCAGGAUCUUCACAUGAUCGGAUCGCCGUUCUGGAAUAACUUCGUCUAUCAGAGCACGAACGUCACGUAUAAGGGCAUUAACAUCAACACGGUGUCCUAUAAUUCCAGCGCUCCUCCUGCGAACUCGGACGGCUGGGACAUUUACCGUAGUUCCUUCGUCACCAUUACAAACUCAACUAUCAACAAUGACGAUGACUGCGUCUCCUUUAAGCCAAACAGCACGAACAUCGUCGUCAGUCAUCUGAAUUGCAACGGAAGCCACGGCAUCUCCGUCGGAUCUCUUGGGCAGUACGCCGGCGAGACCGAUAUCGUUGCGAACAUAUCCGUUUCCGACAUCGUGAUGAAGAACGCGCAGAACGGCGCGAGGAUCAAGGUGUUUGGUGGUUCGCCGUUCGCCAAUAGCACGGCGGGCGGCGGAACGGGCUUCGUCAAAAACGUCACUUUCACAAACUUCCAAGUCGCAAACGUCGAUCAUCCGAUUUUGAUUGACCAGUGUUACUCGACGGCUGCGGCGACCUGCGCUGAAUUCCCCAGCACGCUCAGCAUCUCCGAUGUUCAUUAUAUCAAUGUCACCGGCACGUCCUCAGGAGCGGAAAAACAAGUCGUCGUGGACCUUGAGUGCAGCGCGAACUGUACGGACAUCACCGCUGUCGGAACCAAUAUCACUCCGCCGAGUGGUUCGCCGGAGUACGUCUGUAAGAACAUCGUUAGCGCUAGCGACCUCGACUUCCCAUGCACGGCUCCCUCGUGAUCGGAAUAGUUAGUCUUCAUACUGAGCGUAGCGAAUAGAAUCACAUUGUGAACGCG
Messenger RNA from Punctularia strigosozonata HHB-11173 SS5, 1416 nucleotides. RefSeq lists its product as uncharacterized. The transcript is spliced from 8 exons. Lineage: Eukaryota; Fungi; Basidiomycota; Agaricomycetes; Corticiales; Punctulariaceae. The record is from RefSeq and is a predicted model, not a curated record. Gene Ontology annotation, molecular function: polygalacturonase activity. Gene Ontology annotation, biological process: carbohydrate metabolic process. The coding region runs from base 119 to 1360 and encodes 413 amino acids.